Messenger RNA from Scedosporium apiospermum, 2385 nucleotides. RefSeq lists its product as uncharacterized. NCBI's taxonomy places the organism in Eukaryota, Fungi, Ascomycota, Sordariomycetes, Microascales, Microascaceae. The coding region runs from base 1 to 2385 and encodes 794 amino acids. The record is from RefSeq and is a predicted model, not a curated record. The transcript has 4 exons.
AUGAGUAGCGAUUCAGACGACGACGAGUUUUCAGAAUUUCGGGUUCAGAGCGACUUAUUUCCCAGCCGCUCCCAGUCCCUGACCGGUAGCCCCGCGAAGCAGAAGCAGGCAGCAACUAUGGCUGCUAAGCCUCAGCUAGCGAAUCGCCAGGAGAUUCAAGGGCUUCAGGCACAGUGGCAGAAGGAUAAUACCUUAGCCAAUGGCAGUUUAGGGAACUCGCUAUUCGCGUCGUCGUCGCCUCAAUCGGGGACUAAACGACAGCGUCCAAAUGAAGGCGGGGGCCAGGAGGGUUCGAGGAGUAGCUCCAAGCGAAGACGGGCCGCGGACGAGAACUUGGGUGGAUCGUCGGAUAGGCCCGACGCAUCAGCCCUAUAUUCGUCCGCCGGGGUUCCAUUUCCUUCCAGCGCGCCCCCGAGCGCAUCGAGGCCUUCUGCGAGCAGUGGAGCUGGACUGAAAGGCUUCGUGCUGAGGGAAUCAGCUGCGUCGUCGUCGUCGGCUACGUCCACGCCGACCGCCAGACGAACAGUCGUAGCGCCUACCGCGCCGGUGAUUAGGGCUCCUCGAACGGCUGGCAACAACACUCCCUCAAAGAUGAAUUCAACCCCUACAGCUCGGCCUAAGCCCUUUAACAGCGGACUAGACCUGGCGGCCCCUGUUAUUUCCUGUUCGAGCGGGUCGGAAGAUGAGAUACCUACCGUGCCAGCGGCCUUGCGGGAGAGAGUGACGACGCAAUCCCGGGGAACCCCCGGGACUACGGAGGCCCAGCGUUCAGCGAAGAGCACGAGUGGUAAACCGGCUGCACCAUCCUACCCGGUGCCCGCAACCAUUACCCCCGUACCUAUUCCGAGACCUUUCGGCGCCGCACCGCCGCGGACUCUGGCAGUGGCGAGCCCCACAACGAGCACCCCCGAGGCUAAGCCUACCAACCUCAUCGCGACAAGAUCUAAGAAGUUGUACGCGCUAUGGAUCAACGAGCAAGGACGCUCCGUCUCUACGAACGGCGCUCUCAUCCCGGACCAUUACAAAAAGCAUCCGGAUCCCAAAACUCCAUGGGCCUGUCCCAUUGUCGGCUGUCCGAAGCGGUUUGUUGACUUAAGAGCUCUCGGAGGGCACUUUUCGGCUGGUCACCGAGGAAUACAACUCAAUGACAACUGUGACGGCACCUUCUCCAUUAUCGACAAAGUGGGACAGAGCGCGCCCAUUGUUGUCUCGCAGAUUCCCCGCGAUCGUAGCGGAACUCCCGUGGGCGUCCGGGCGCCAACGGCGACGACCAAAGCUCCCGAUUCGGCACCAAGAUCUCGAAAGAAUACGCCCACAACCACCAGAACAAACUCGACAUCGUCGCGUGCAGCAUCCGCCGCGCAGAGGACGGGUCAAGGAUCAGCAUCAGCCUCACUACCGGAAAAAACGAACUCGAGCAUUCCCGAUUAUCUUAAACUGGUCCUACCUAAUGGCUACAACAUGCACAUAUUCACAGACCACAAGGAAUGGAACGAGCUCAAGGGCCUUCAGCUAAGACGUUCCUGGUCAGCAGAGAUCCUAAACUUUUGCUUGAAGCUGGCGAUGGCUAACAACUACCCCGCCCUGGGGCUCAUCCUUUACCUAACGGGUACUGAGGUGAAACGCUCAUGCGAGGAGUGCGCUACUCGCAAGCAAACGUGCGUCGUGGCUGACGAUUCUUUCCCCCGGAGUCUUAUUGACUUGUUUGGGGAUUGCUGUGCGUUGUGCCACUACCGAGCGAAGAAGUGGCACUGGCGGCAUCGGUGCACCCUUGGCGACGGGCAGAAGAAUCGGUCCGAGGAUGGUGAUAGCACGGACAGUGACGACGGCUCACCAGACGCCGUGGGCCCGGGGAGCGAGGCGACAUCGGAGCGGAGCGCUACGCUUGGGGAGACGCAACAGCCUGUCCGGCGUAUGGUGACUUUACGAUCUGGUAGGAUUGCUGAGCUUGGGGCCGGCCUGCAGAGACCCUCUAGUCCUACUCCUCCAACAAAUACUACACGUAGUCCUACUUCUACCGAGCUAUCACAAGGUGGGAAUGGCCAGCCCGUAGUGUCGGCGGAUUCUCUCGCGAUGGAAGACUGGGAAGUUGGACCGGGCCGAAUCAGCACGGCGGGUCCGGACGGGGAAAACGGGAUCGGAUUCAAUGUUAUCUUUAUCAAACCGGGUUCGCCCCACAAUUGGCAGCCCGAGGCGGAUAGUAUAAGAAUCUGCGUCGUUGCAGCUGGUAAGCUGGUGGUGAAGCUGGGCGACGGCGACGGCGCAAUAGACGUUAACGUCGGACCGCACGGCAUGUUCAAGAUCCUACCGGGGAUGGGGUGCGUGGUUAAGAAUCGGCUCUAUAUCGACGCUGUGUUACAUGUUACGACGAUUGAUAUGGGUUAA